Messenger RNA from Protopterus annectens (West African lungfish), 4275 nucleotides. RefSeq names its product chromosome chr11.part0 C3orf20 homolog (gene FAM194C). NCBI's taxonomy places the organism in Eukaryota, Metazoa, Chordata, Ceratodontiformes, Protopteridae. Bases 716 to 3835 code for a protein of 1039 amino acids. The record is from RefSeq and is a predicted model, not a curated record. The transcript has 19 exons.
UAAAGUUGUUUUCCAAAAUAAUUGCUUGGUAAUAGCGCUUUUUUUCUAGUGAUAGUAAGUUGAAAAGUAAAUACGAAAAUAGUUCAGCGGUUUAGAAAAAUAAACAUAAAGAAAAUAUAAUGCAGAGCAUUCACCGACAGCUCAGCUGGCUAGAAUUUCAAACUCCCGGUACCCGAAAAUAGACAUGAAAGGUUUAAAUUGCUAGAUAAAGCCUGUAUGGAACCCAUAACAUGAGCACAUGACAUUACGACUGCCAUUUUCAAAUAUUUUUUUAAGUUUUAAGUCGUGUGCAGGGGAUAAUCAACCCUGUGUUAAUAAAGACAAAGAAGACGGAGUACUAGUUUGGAAGGAACAGUCUUCCCAGAAAGAUGGCGAGCUGCAAGUGCUUUGCGUGGGGAGUAACCAGGCAACAGGAAUUGCAGAUUGCAAACGCGGCAGCAGAAGGUGCAACUUUCGCAUUUCGAGAGUACCCACAAAAACCAGGAAGGCUUUGGAUUAAGGGCCACCAGGGGACAAACACUCGUACAGACUUAUGUUCAUGUUAACCAGCAAGUGCGGUUUAAAGAGCUAUGAAAGAAACGGGGCUUAGUGCUUUCUCGGGGAUUCGCCACCCGCCAUAAACCAGACUGGUAGUCUUCUGAGGAGGGAGCUAAAAAUCCAACUUUGUUUUCCGCCCUUGGCGCGCUCUUUUGCUUUGGGAGUGCACCCCAGUAAAAUGUCAGCAUUUCUUUGUACACCUGGACCCUUAUAUUUCUAUGAUCAGCCAAAAGGUGCUACGCAGAUAACAAAACGUACUCGAAAAGUAAUUGAAGGACUGCCCCUUGAAUUCAGAUACUUGAGUGUCAACCCUCGAGUCACAGCUGCUGUUAGUAGCCUUGGUAAACACAAAAAGCUGACUUCUGAGCGAGUGUCUGUAGAAGGUGCUGAAGAUACAAGUAAAAAUGGUGCCACUACAAAAGUGAAAAAUGUGACUGCUCCUGGAGUAACUCUCACAUCAUCCUUGCUUCAGAAUGAAGAGGAAGGUGCCAUUGAGGAUCAACCAAAGCCUUUGGAGGCUCUGUUUGCUGUCCCACCAGAUGAAGAUAUUCAUAUGACACCAUUUGAAGAAUACAAGUGUGCUGCUCCAGCUUUACUAAAUGACGUCCACGCAGUGUUGGAGCAGUUUGCAGACUCUUCUGGGAUUUUUCCACAAGGCCUUAAAAGUGUUUUGAACUGUGGUUGGGCAGAGCUCAUACAAGGAGCAGAUAAUGCCAAAAAGCCUGUGAACUCACAAUCUUGUAAGAGCACAAAGCAUCACAGAGCUUCGGUUUCUGUGGAUUCGGACAAGCUGCUAGCGUUGACUGAUGGGAUUGUGGAACAGAGCACAAAAGGAAAAAGUAAAAACAAAAGAAGAGUCACACUGGUAGACAAUCUUGCUGAUAAAGGACGUCAGGAUCAAGAUAAUACUCAGAGUAAGCCUUCUGGCACUACUGGAAGUACAAAAGAGAAAGCUCCACUGCCACAAUCACAAGUUUCCUAUUUACCAUACACCAUAAAUUUCUCCAUAUCCAGGACAAGAGAAGAAAAUGACUGGAUUAUCCAACAGGAAGGUGCUUCACUGGAUGACCCUGAGUGGAAAGCAGUCUGUAGCUGGGUAGUGGAAAGACUUCGAGUUGCACGGAUACAAAUAAAAGACCAGGAGUCAAAACUAAAACAAGAGGGCUUUGACAAGCCACUCAUUCUCCGUCACUAUGAAGAUGCUAGAAAAGAAAUCCAUUCUAAGUACAAGAAGCAGGCUUUAAAGGUUCCGCCUCCAGUGCUAAUCAGUGGGAAACCCCGCAUUCCAGAAAUAAAGCAAGAAGAUGUCUCCCUGCCAAAGCUACACUACUCACUCCCGGAUGGCUCAUCACUGAUACAUUAUCGUUCUGGACAGCUGGCUGUUUGCCAAAGCCAUUCUGGUCUCCCUUGUGGUGGAUUCUACACAAAUGUAUUUGGUGACUUGCCCGAACAAUCUAUAUUGGCAACCUUUACACCAUUUCUAUAUGGAACUGUUAACUUUCCUAAAAGCAAUAUCCUAGCACUAAUGUUUGAUCAAGAAGGAGGAGUGAUGUUUGAUGAAGAUGGAAAUAUAAUUAGAGAGUGGAAGUGGCAGCUAACUGGAAAAUUCACUGAGCCAGUCAUAAUGCAGGUAAAUGAGUUUAUCACAUUAAGGAUUGCUGGACAGUUUGCCAUGAGUUUGACCUACAAAUGUCACCAUGAAAGAGUACGGUUAUCUGUGUCACCCAUAGCAGAUGUUUCUUCACAAUCUAUUGAAAUGGGACAAAUACUGUCAGAUCAAAAGUUUUCCUCCAAAGCAGCAAGAGAACUAACUAAGGAAAAUUUGAAAAAAAUAAACGAGAAGGAAGCAAAGAAGAAAUUCUUUAUGAAAAAAAACGAAUCAGCAAAAUUCCUUGAUCAGAAAUCAGAGCUGAUGAAAUCUUUACCUGAUUUUCCAGAAGAUGAUGCGUACCAUAUCACAGAUUUAGAAACAAGUUCAGUACUGAGAAAAAUACGAAUAAAAAUAAAUAACAUUAUUGAUGACUGGAUGGAACACUACCGCAUUGCCACUGGAAUUGGUUCUUCCCACAUCCGAAGCAUGUCUAUAAGUCCAACAAGCUUAGUGAAACGCAAAAUACAGUCAGCAGUAGCUCAUGCAGUGUCUCCUGUAGCUGAAGAGGAGAAGGAUGAAGAUGCAAUGUGUACUGCUACACCUCCAAACUUUAAAGACCACAUCCUGCUUCACCGCUUUCAGUCAGCACCACCACGCAACAGUCAGUGGGAUCCACCAAGAAGUUCACGCUCUUUGAGGGUCUUAUCUUCGAGAAGUUAUGGUAUCAAGCAAGAUCAACUCCAUAUUUCCGAAUCAAGCAAGACCAAGCAUACAGUUGAACCAGGGAGACCUCUGAAAUCAGGGACAUUUGUUACAGAGAGUGCAGUGGAGCCCAAGACUGCAUUUCCUGUCAGAAGUGGAAAUGAAAAUGAUAAGCCAUGGCUGUCUUGUUAUAAUUCAUGUCCUGUUGCCCUACGACUAGCAAUGUUAGGUAAAGAAAAGCGGAGAUGCCGAUGCAGCAGUCACCAGAUCCCACAUUUGACAGACUUGGAGUAUGAUAACUUUAUCAGCAGUCAGAUGCCUGGGCUGGAACAGAUUAUUGUAGUCUGUGUGGUAUCCUCAACUGGUCCUGAAGCUGGCCUCCGAGAGGAGGAGUUACAACAACUGUAUGCCAAGAAAAACAAAAACAGAAGCAUGCCUUGCAUGCAGAGCCGCCUGGACUCCUUUCGUCUGCUUAAGUAUGAUAUUGCCACAGCUGAUGAGCACACAGGUCAGAAGGGCUCCUUACUGGUGCGGAGACAUAACGUUGCUCCUGGCAUGUUUCUGAUGUACAUUCAAGGCAAACUUCUGUUUGCUGACUAUAUCUUUAAUGGCUAUAGCAAAUCUGUGAAAGACCUCCAGAAGCAGAUUGCAAAAACUCGUGGAGAUUAUUGUAUGGGUCAUUGCCUUCCCAGCAAUUUUCGGUUCAGCCCACCCAGUACUGUUUCCAAAGACUGUUUUCCGGCGUGCACAAGCAGAACAGAAAAUGAAGUACUAGGCUGCUGUGAGCAUCUUCCAUAUUGUCAGUCCAGAGGAACACUUCAAGUUAAGGAAGGCCUAAAUCACACUAAUGGCAGGUGUACAUCUGUUCAAGAUUUUCUUAUAUCUGCAGUGUCCAAAAGAAGUAUCCCUCCCUGUGAAAUACACAAGAAAUCUUCUCAGUCACCAUUAAAACUGGAAACAUUGUUUACAAAUUCUAUCUCCACUCCAGAUGAACUUAGAGUGUAAUGAAUACCUUUUUGUCUGAUCUGCAUGACUUCCAGAAAGCUGUUAACCAUACACCUAACUGUGGUACGUGAAUAACAGUGCAUUUGAGUGAAGUGUUUUGCUUCACAAAUACACACACUGAAAGGAAUUGAUCUAACCAAAAGACUGGGUUUUUGGGAUAUCCUGACAGUAAAACACUGUGAAGAAAUAAUACUUCCUACAUUAAAAUUGCGUAUAAGGAGUAAGCCUGUAACUGUAAGUCUCAAGAAAAGUACACAUCUGUUUAACUUAACUCUCUGUUUGUUUAUACAUGUAGAGUUCCUGCUUGUUUUAUGGCUACAGAAGAACAUUAUUACCUUUUGGGAAUGGCACAUUUCUAAAAAAUUUCAGAUUCAGCUGCACUUAAGAAGAAAUACUAAAAAUAGAUGCAGAAUCUUUAAAUAAAAAAGUAUUGUAAAUUA